GUUGCAGGUGUUAAUGGGGCGUCAUGAGGGAGUCUGAAGCCCUAAAGAUAAAGAACAGACCCAGCAGAGGGUGUUCUGGUCAUUUGGUUUGCGAUGCUGACACUGGGGAUGUUUUGAUGCUGUUGGAUCAGUGCUGAACAGAUCGGGUGUUGAGUUGGGUGUUUGUCAACCGAGCGGAAUUAUGAAUCAAUUAUUCGGGUUCUUUCUGUCUGCUGUGGUGAUCUCUCAGUCGGCUUCGUCUGGAUCAGGAUGUGAAGGAGCAGGAUGUGGGAAAGCUGCUGGAGUCUCUGGAAAGCCAAAAGAACACGCGGAAUUCUUGAAUAAGUUCAACGAAAUGAACACGCAGACGGCGCAAGGUCCACACCGGAACGCAGAGGCCGUGUUACCGUUCAUAGGACUGACCGGAGUUUCUAAACAAAGCCGUACCUGCUGCAAGAAUGGUGGAACGUGUAUUUUGGGAAGCUUCUGCGCCUGUCCGAAGCACUUCACCGGCCGCAGCUGUGAAUACGACGAGCGCCUCAGUGAUUGUGGUGUGAUUCCACACGGAGAAUGGGUUCAGAAAGGAUGCUCGUACUGCAGAUGUGGAUAUGGACUCCUGCACUGCUUCCCGCAUGUGUUCAGCAAAAACUGUGACGAUUCUGAGGACGUUCGGUGGUACAGUUCAAGUUCCCACAGAACGCCGUCUUCUUCAGUUGUCAUGUUUGUUGCCUUUAUUUUACGCUUUCUACUGGAAGUUAGAUUUCUGAACUAGGUUUUCUACAUAAAUGCUCUAUUAGACUACGAACAAGAUGUUUAUUUUCUUUGACAUUUAGGGCAGCAUUUAUUGGUGGCACUGAAAUGCAUUUUUCUUCCAGUGGAAGUGUUACUAGCUGUGUUAAAAGCAACUGUUUAGUGAAGGAACAUGUACAUAGGAUUUAUAUUGAAAAUAUAUAUUGUGUGUGUGUGAGUCAAGUGCACAGCCAAACCAAAAUGACUUCUGUCUGUUUCUGUCUCUGUAUGAAUUUGUUACACAAGAGAAUGCACUGGCUAAAAGUUUUUUUAUUUUUUUUAUUUUUUUUUUUUAUUCAGCAUCUGUUUUGCUUUUCAAAUAUGCAUGUCAUGUGAACAAUGCGCUUGUUUUAAAGUCAAGUUCUGGAAACGUUGGUUUCGUCAGAGGAGAGAGAAGGAGAUAAUGCUCUGAUAUCCCAGCGUGAUCGUUGACCUUUCGGCUAUUUUCUCUUAUCUUAUAUAAACAAUCGUCCAGCCAAUCAAUCUCCGUGACUCUCUUGACCUUCUCCAGCUGCCCAGUGAUGUACUGUAACACUCUGUAUGAUUGAGAGAAUGAAUUUGUCUCAUCUAAUUAAAAUGUUCAUCAAUAACU
Messenger RNA from Carassius auratus (goldfish), 1360 nucleotides. RefSeq names its product teratocarcinoma-derived growth factor 1 (gene tdgf1). The transcript has 6 exons. The coding region runs from base 182 to 751 and encodes 189 amino acids. The record is from RefSeq and is a predicted model, not a curated record. NCBI's taxonomy places the organism in Eukaryota, Metazoa, Chordata, Actinopteri, Cypriniformes, Cyprinidae.